AUGUCUUCUGAAUCCCCUCAAAAGUACUACAAAGUCGCGGUUCUUCUAUUUCCAGGCGCAGACAUCCUCGACUUUGCAGGCCCAAUCGAAGUCCUAUCCCAUGUCUCGCACAACCAAAACCCAGAAAACCCCAACAGAAUGUUCGAGAUCAAAACUGUCGCUUGCAGCCCUACCAUUUGUGCCGCAAGUUCACUCACCGUUCACGCAGACCUGCUUUUGCCAGAUGCGGUCGAUCAGAUUUCGGAGUUUCAUAUCAUGGUCGUCCCUGGUGGCCCCCCGCCAGUUUUACAGCCAUUAAUGGAAAGAAACACACCGGAGAUCGAUUUGAUUCGCAAAUUUGCAGCUCUUUCUGCAGAUAAAUUCACAGGCCCCAGGAUUUUGCUGUCGGUCUGUACCGGCUCCUUUCUGCUCGGGGCCGCAGGUUUACUGGGUGGAAUGACUGUGACGACCCAUCACCAUGCUCUUGACAAACUUCGGGAUAUUUGUGCUCAGUCCAAUUCCCCGGGCGAACUUGCUACGACCGUACUGCACAAGCGAUACCUUGAUGCGGGUCUGUUAAAAGGACGCAGUGUUCGGCUUCUUACGGCGGGAGGGGUAAGCUCGGGCUUAGACGCCACAUAUUACCUUGUUAGUCAAUUGACAACACAUGAUAUGGCGGCAUUCAUCGCUCGACUGAUGGAGUAUGAUUGGCGUGAGCUGAAAGAGUGA
This is a messenger RNA of Penicillium robsamsonii, 708 nucleotides long. RefSeq names its product isonitrile hydratase-like protein xanA (gene xanA). The record is from RefSeq and is a predicted model, not a curated record. Bases 1 to 708 code for a protein of 235 amino acids. The transcript has a single exon. NCBI's taxonomy places the organism in Eukaryota, Fungi, Ascomycota, Eurotiomycetes, Eurotiales, Aspergillaceae.